CCAACUGUUUUUUAGCAGACGAAUCAACAAGUGACAACACAAGGUCUACCACGUGAGUCGUGACUGUCAUCAAUAGCCAUGGAAAUUGGAAAUAUUUCACCCCUAAAAAAGGAAUCAAUUAUUUGGUUACCUGGACCUUUAACGCAUGAAAUCUCCGAAAAAUUAAGAAGAACUACUACAAAUGAUGAUAAUAAGUUGGAAGACAGAGAUUUAACAAAUUGCCUUAAUAUAUUACUGGACCCGCUUUCUAAAAAACAUUUGGAUGUGUUAAAAAAGAUAACACGAAAUCUUGUGACUUAUACCUCAUCCAAUUUAUGGCCUUUACUUCUGGAAAUUGUGAUUAAUGGACUCUAUUAUUGUCAUUCAAAUCACAUAGUCAAGUCUUCCAUAAAUGGACUUGUUAGACAUUUACCAGAUAGCAACAUUGGUCUUGUGUCAUCGAUUGUUCAAGAAAAAAUGGCCGAGAUGAAUGGGGUUGAACUGGUGGCAGCCUUAAUUCAGUCAGAUUUUGGAAGUAAAGUGAUUAUCAACCAUAUUGAUUGUGUUGUAAACUUUUUCACAUCAUUUCUUAAUCAACUAUCUAUGGAAGUUCAACUCCUGAAACCAACAACUGAAAUAGCCAAACUGCACUCCAACAUUCAUUCAUUGUCUAGAACUCUGCUAUCUGUUUUUAAGCUGAUUAAAAUCAACAGUGUUACAGAACAAAGUCAAGAACUUUUAAAUUCAAUUACUUUGGUCUUAAAUCUGAAAGGAAUUCCAUUGGAGGUUCAAGGGAACUGCUCAAAAAUUCUUUUUCUCUUGGUAAAGCAACAGAAUAAUGGAAUGAAAUGUGUAAUUGAGAAGAUAAAAAUGGAAAAAGAACACAGCUUCAGUACGUUGGUACAGCUUGAAAAUACCGUUUCGAUUCGACUUAAUCUCUCAAUUGCUCUUCUUACGAGCCUGGAAGUGAACGAAUUAUUGCAAAUUCAUCAACCCUAUGGCACUUUGAUUGGUGGGGUGAUUCUUCCAAUUCUGCUGAAUUUUAGUGAUGGAUUAAAUGAAACGGAAUUGGCUUUGUUAACGGCUCGCUUUGUAGAACAGUGGCAACGCAAAUGUUACGAGUGUUUUGUUGCCCAUCAUUCACCUUUCCUGGCAGGAGAAUGGAAUGCAGCAAGUGAUCGACUGCUGGAAAUCAUGCUAAAUGGCCUCGAACACCAAAUAGAUGUUGUUCGUCACACAUCUAAAGAAGCGUUUCUCUAUAACCUGAAAACCUAUGUUCUUCUCAAAAGUGAUGUCGACCGAAUUGUGAAAACCAUUUUGGAUAUGCCACGAUUCAAAAAAUCCAAAUACAUGGCACUUGCUUGCCUUGCCAAAACUGAACUCGUUCCAGUUCUCUUGCGCGCUGAACACAAUCUGGCCGAGGAACUUCUUAACGUGGCCAAAGAUGUUGAUCUCUCUAGUCAGGCCAAAGAGGUAUUCAACCUGUUGAUGUUUCAAAAAAUGGAACACACUGAUGAAUGGAUGACGCAUUGGUUAUACCCUCUUCUCAACGCCAUGGAGAAACAUCCCAACGGGCAGAGUUUUGAAAGUUCGUUGGUAGAAUUAUUAAAAAUGCAUCCGGAGAUUAUUUACAACGUGGAAACAUGGUGCCAAGUAGACCGCCCAUCUCGUCUCGCUGUAUACAUAACGGCUUUGCUGGCCUGUAGAAAACUCGGCUUAUUUGCCACCGACAUCGACGCUCCACAAGAAAAAGUGUGGAACAAUGCACUUAAAGUGGACGUCUUGGAACAGGCGUUGGACCAUUACGACGGAAAACUGCGUUUAAACGCUCUUGGUAUCAUCAUCGAAGGACCGAAAACUUUGUAUUCACGUUUGGAGAUUGAGUGGAUUCGCCAGUUCAUCUCACGAAAUAUGAUUAAUUCUAAUGCUGCAUUUCGCCAACAACUCUGUGCUUAUAUGAAAAAGUUUCUUUUGAAAUUAAAAAAUGGCAGUGUACCGCUUAGUAACCGGAAUGAAACGAUAGUGGCCAAUUAUCGGGAAUUCGUGACCUGGAUCAUUAGUAAAUGUCUGACUGAUUUAGGGCCUGCUUCUAGUUUUUCUCGUCGUUUCCUUUCACUGCAAUUCCUCAAAUUGGUUCAUGAAACGAUUGGAUUGGAAAUGAACCCCAGUGGCUUAAAUGUGACACCUACUCUAGGCCUGUCUGCUGUUUCCUCGCUUGUCGAUUGCUUUUUCGACUCCUAUGAUGUCAACAAGGAACUUGCUCUGGAUCUUUUGCAGUCACCGCGUAUCGUAACUCUCAUCAGUCAAGAUCCUAAAGGUGAAGAGCUGAUUGAUUUCUACUGGGAGUCGAGUCUAGCGUUAAGUCAAAGUCUACGAUCAGCUGAUACCGUAGCUGCCGGCUUCUUUUUCCGUUGGCUAAUUCAUCUCAAGAUGACGAAAAUUGACGUGCAAUUGCAGCCUAGAAAUAUCUGGUCGUUUCAGACGAGGAACACUUUUGUUUUGAUGAACCAACUAAUGCGGAUGUUGAAAGGUCAACUGGACGCUGCACGGGGAAGUCUGGGCCGUUUGGCCAUUGACGCCCCUAUAUAUGGAUUGCUCUCGUCGGUCCGACUCUUGUUAAAUGAUCAACAGCUUCGGGAUGAUGGUCUGAAAGAUGAGGUAUGGGAAUCCAUUCUUUUGGACGUGAUAGACGUUUGUUUCGAAGCCAGCGCUAUUGCAUCGCCAGUCGUCACUUGUGACUCCCCCGAAGGAUUUCUUCCUGAUGCUUCCGAUUUUCCUUCACAACAAUUGAAUGCACAAACACUACUAGUAUCUAGUUGGCGUUCCGUGAAGGAGGUGGCUCUUUUGUUUGGCCAAAUUUCUUCUUUGAUGCUUGGAACGGAUUUUCGAGGCAUGAAAGAUAAUGGCGACGUGAUUCUCAAAAUGGGAUUGCAUCUAAAAAUGCUAUUGCUGGAAACCAAACAUCGAGGCGCUUUCGAACAAGUUUAUUGCGGUUUUUCACAACUCUCUUACGCCCUUGCGAAGAGUUCCCGGCUGGAGUUUCAUAAACUUCCUGCAGUCUGGCUACUGAAUAUUGUUCGUGAUUUAAAAGAUAACGAGUCUGCUGCCAAGUUGUGUGCUACCCGACGUUCGGCCGGCCUUCCGUUUGUUUUUCAGGCCAUUCUUUCGCCAGAGGUAGAAAUAGGAAAUGGGAAAUUGUUCGCAACGACAAUGGAAUCUCUGCUGGAGAUAGCAGCCAGUGAGAAAGCAAGUGAAUGUCGGAUUCAUGCACUAAAUAUUCUACGCAAUCUCUACCGAGAAUCUCGCCUCAAUCAAGUGAUUGGACCUUAUGUUGCGCGAGGAUUAAUUUUAUCUAUAACUGGUUUCGAGGCUCCAGAUUGGCCGGAACGUAAUUCGUCUACACUGCUGUUCAGCGCCCUGAUGACGCGCAUAUUUGGGGUCCCAAAAUCCAAAAAUGACUUUCAAAAGAAAAACAGUUUGACAGGUCGUGUUUUCUUUCAGCUGUAUCCAUCACUAUAUCCAUUCUUGCUCGAGCGACUUCGCUCGUGUGUCACUGAUAUAGAAAAUGAUGGAAUUCAUCUUCAUCCUUCAUUGUUUCCAAUGCUGGUGUUACUGGGAAGACUCCAUCCCUCAACUUGCGAAUUUUCCGAUUCAGCAUUUCAGUUGGAGCCAUUCAUUUCUCUAGUUCACGCCUGUGGAUCUUCGCCCGUUCUAAAAACAAGGCAGCUAGCUGCACAAGCUCUUACGCCUUUGUUGACGCCCACCACCUUAGCUUCUUUUUUGCCAAAACUCUUGGAUUCGAUUCCAAAAUGCACUUAUCAUAAUGCACUGCACGGGACUCUGCUUCAGAUUCAUUAUUUUGUGAAAGACGUGCAGCAGUGGGUUGAAGCACAUCGUGUGUUUCAAUCUUUAAUUGACGGCACUGGAAAGAUUGUUGUUUUGCUAAGCAGCUGUUGCCAUCUCAUCCGUUACGAAAGUUCUGAAAUCCUCAAACUUCUUCUGAAUUCUGGUAUAUUUCGGGAUUCCUCUAUCAAGGACAUUAUAUUGCAGACGUGUCUAAGUGAACUUCAGUGUCGCAAUCCGAUAUUUCACAGUGAACCUUUUUAUCCACUUUCCUGUCAAAAGCUAACAGCUCUGGCAGUGUCUGGCAGAAAUUCAACCGACGCAUUUGAGCUACUAAAUCAUCCGUUAGGCGAAGUGCGGCUGGAGGUUCUUCAAAAAUUAGACUUCAUCGAUUUAAGUAUGCUGCCAACGCUGAAAACGAUCAUUUCCGAUGAAAACGAAUCUUUUGAAUGCCGAACCAAAGCUUUGAGUCUUAUUAGUCGUUUCAAAUCCGACGAUAAUCUUCUGAAAUGGUUACUCAAACUCUAUCGAGAUGAAACGGAUGACACCUUCCGUUGUGAAGCGUUGGCAGUUGCUGGAGGCGUAAUCAGCUCCAACGAUUCCAGCAAUAUUCUGCUUCUACUAGAGUGGAGUGCUUAUUUGGUAGAAUGUGUGCAAUCAACGUCUCUCUUCCGCCACAUGGUCGUCGAAACCAUCGCUAAAUGCCCUAGAGUGUUGCAAUUUAACAAAAGUUUAACCGCCUCCAAAGAACAAGGUGUCAUUUUAUCCAAUAUGUGGGCGUGUCUCGUCAAUUGCAUCAUCGACGACGAAGAAUCGAUACGUUCGGCUGCAGCUGCGGUCGUCUGCGAUGUCUACAUUGGAUAUUGGAAGCAAGCACAACCAGCCGUGGCCAUUGAAAAAGCUUUGGAAUAUUUAGUGGAAUACGUUGGCUUCCAUUAUUCAAUGGAGGUGAUUAUGUUACUAACCGACAUAGUUCUGGAAGAGGAUGAGCAACCGGAGGGAGACAGUCAGUCCUUUGAAACAGGUGACAGUGAUGCAUUUCGGGAGCCAUUAAUUCUUUCCGAGCUCUUUUGUCGUUACAUUGAGCGUUGCGUCAGACAGAACGCCCUUUCUUCCUCAGACUCGACAAUAUUGGCUGAACAACUAGAAAAUCGAUGGAAAAUUUUGGGAAAAUGCAAUACUUUAUCCGUAGAUUCACUCAUUUCUAAACGACGGUCCGUCAGUUUUUACAUAAUCAGUGUAGUGAAACUUUUCCUGUUGACAAAAUCGUUACAAUCAGUCCAUGCAAACAUCGCCGUCCUUCAUCGAGGCAUCCAUCAUUGCCUUGAACAGUUAAACUCACAUUGGUCUACUUAUUCUAUUCAGCAACUUGUUUGUCAAGUUUCAGUGUAGGCCUAAAGAUUGCCUCCCGCAUGUGCGGUGACGCGUUGUCUCUUACAUAAGUUUUUGAGAUACUCCCUCUCCUGGCCCACCCCAGCAAUCCUUCUCAUCCCCCAGACUUCUACCAUUGUUUCAUAUACACACUGUGAUCUUAAAUCUCCAUUCAGACUUCCAUUUUUUCAAGUCACAUACACCAUACUCGCUCACACAAGUUAUUUUUACUAACUUUUUCUUGUUGUAUUCGUUAAAAGAUAACUUUGUUUUCUUGUCGAAUGCAGGAGAAUUCGCAAUUAAAAGAAUAUUAAUACCCAACCUCCCCCC
Molecule: messenger RNA, 5523 nt
Organism: Daphnia pulicaria
Lineage: Eukaryota; Metazoa; Arthropoda; Branchiopoda; Diplostraca; Daphniidae
Gene: THADA
Product: thyroid adenoma-associated protein homolog
Exons: 17
Coding region: 79-5214 (1711 amino acids)
Biological process (GO): tRNA methylation
Cellular component (GO): cytosol
Source: RefSeq, a predicted model, not a curated record